Molecule: messenger RNA, 3323 nt
Organism: Trichosurus vulpecula (common brushtail)
Lineage: Eukaryota; Metazoa; Chordata; Mammalia; Diprotodontia; Phalangeridae
Gene: POU3F1
Product: POU class 3 homeobox 1
Exons: 1
Coding region: 1-1335 (444 amino acids)
Biological process (GO): brain development; regulation of transcription by RNA polymerase II
Cellular component (GO): nucleus
Molecular function (GO): DNA-binding transcription factor activity, RNA polymerase II-specific; RNA polymerase II cis-regulatory region sequence-specific DNA binding
Source: RefSeq, a predicted model, not a curated record
AUGGCCACCACCGCGCAGUACCUGCCGCGGGGCCCGGGCGGCGGGGCCGGGGGCGCCGGGCCGCUUAUGCACCCGGACGCAGCUGCGGCGGCGGCCGCGGCAGCGGCGGCCGAAAGACUCCACGCGGGGGCCGCGUACCGCGAGGUGCAGAAGCUGAUGCACCACGAGUGGCUGGGAGCAAGCGCGGGGCACCCCGUGGGCCUGGCCCAUCAUCAGUGGCUACCUACGGGAGGCGGCGGCGGGGGCGACUGGGCGAGUGGCCCCCACUUGGACCACGGGAAGGGUGGAGGCGGCAGCCGCGGGGACGACGGCGGAGGCUUCCACGCGCGGCUGGUGCACCAGGGGGCGGCCCAUGCGGGAGCGGCGUGGGCUCAAGGCGGGACACCUCACCACCUAGGCCCGGCCAUGUCACCGUCACCCGGGGCGGGUGGGGGUCAUCAGCCCCAGCCUCUAGGGCUCUAUGCGCAAGCAGCCGCGUACCCGGGAGCUGCUGGGGGAGGGGGCCUCGCGGGGAUGCUAGCGGCUGGCGGGGGCGGCGCGGGGCCCGGCCUGCACCACGGGCUGCACGAAGACGGACACGAGGCGCAGCUGGAGCCGUCGCCACCGCCCCACCUGGGUGGGCAUGGACAUGGACAUGCGGGCGGGCUCCAUGCGGGUCAUCUGCACCCGGGCGCUGGUGGUGGCGGCUCCUCAUCGGUCGGGGAGCACUCGGAUGAGGACGCUCCGAGCUCCGACGACCUGGAGCAAUUCGCCAAGCAGUUCAAACAGAGGCGCAUCAAACUGGGCUUCACGCAAGCAGACGUGGGGCUAGCGCUGGGCACACUCUACGGGAACGUCUUCUCGCAGACCACCAUCUGCCGCUUCGAGGCCCUGCAGCUCAGCUUCAAGAACAUGUGUAAAUUGAAGCCACUGCUGAACAAGUGGCUGGAGGAGACCGACUCUUCCACCGGCAGCCCCACCAACCUGGACAAGAUCGCAGCGCAGGGACGCAAACGCAAGAAGCGCACGUCCAUCGAGGUGGGCGUCAAGGGAGCUCUGGAGAGCCACUUCCUUAAGUGCCCCAAGCCGUCGGCUCAUGAGAUCACGGGCCUGGCCGACAGCCUGCAGCUGGAGAAGGAGGUGGUGCGAGUCUGGUUCUGCAACCGGCGGCAAAAGGAGAAGCGCAUGACCCCGGCCGCUGGCGCCGGCCACCCCCCUAUGGACGACGUGUAUGCGCCAGGUGAGCUGGGACCCCCCGGGGGCGGGGGUGCUUCACCGCCCUCAGCCCCGCCGCCUCCACCGCCUGCCCCGCUGCACCAUCACCACCACCACACACUGCAAGGAUCCGUGCAGUGACCCCCUUACCCUGCGGGGCCCGGACUCGAGCCCCUUCUUUCUCCUCUGCCCACCAUGCCAACACCCCCCCAAAAAGGGAGCGGCCCCCGAGACAGCGAGACCUAGAGGACAAUCGGGGGCUGAUCCCGCCCGCAGCCCACGCGGACAGGACUUUUUGUUUGUUUGGAUUUUACAAUUUUAAAAAAGGCAAAGAAACUUUAAAAAAAUAAAUAAAUAAAUGACACGACCCCGAACCAGACGGACGAGGACCCGAAAUUGUCGCGGAGAUGGCGGACUGGCGGCCGUGCUUGGGCGGGAGCCUAGAGGAGCCGAGACCCCGAGCGGACUUAACCAACUCUCCAGCCUACCCACGGACCACCACCUCUAUCCAUCCCACUCCCGGCAGCCCUAAUCCCCCAGACUCACAGGCAGGCGGGCGCGCACCCAUCCCUUCCUUCCCUCCCUUCCCCCGGCUGUUUCGGGCGGGAUCCCGGCAGCGUCCUCCCAGCAGCGACAGGUAACGCGAUUAGGGGGAAGGGGGAUCCCGGGGAGAGGGGCAGAGGAGAGGGCGCUCGAUGCACACACGCAAAUACACAUACUCUGUCACACGGACACGCUUUCGGGCACCCUUACAAACACAAUUACACUUGCAAUCACACGCACAAAUAUACACACACAGUCGGCGACCUCCAUAAACACAUAAUCACUCUCCCUUACGCAGGCACAGUCAGGCAUACACGCUAAGGACCCUCCCAAGUCGGGGUCCCAGGGGUAGCGAGGUCCCUAAAGGGUUAAUGCCCGGGGAAACUCAUGCACCCACGGGGAGAGGCGGGGUGUGGAGGGAGGGGACCUUAUUUUUUCCCUCCACCUCUUUUCCUUCCCAAAUCUUGGCCCCUCUCUCCCCAGUCCUCCUGGUUAGUGGGUGUUGUUUGGGGUGGGUUUUUUUUAAUGUUAUGUUUUUAUUUAUUUGUUGAGACGUUUUUCGUUUUUGGUUUGCCAAACUCCGCUCGGGUCCUUAAUUUAAAUCGCUGUUUACUGUAUUUAUCGGGGCUCUCGACGGGCGCGGGCAGGAGGGCGCAGCAGGCGGCGGGGGAGCCCGGGAGAGGAGAGCCGAGUCUGUGUGUCUGUCACACAGGAAGUAGCCAAAGCUUUCAUCUAGUCCUAUCUAUUCUCACACUCCCCCACCUCACCCCAGAAAACUGAAAACAAGAAAAGAUGGAUCGAAAUCCCCAAACCCCGGGGAUGCUUUCUGUUUCGUUUUAUCCGAACCCGCAUCUUUCUAUACCCUUGCUGGUGGAGGGGGGCUCUAUCAUUCCCCUCCCUCACCCCUUCAGGGAGACUCGGAGGGCUGGGGACAGAAGGCCUUCAGCCCCUCAGUAUCCCCACAACCAUCCGGGGGCCCCUUUGUCUCCAUCUCAUUUUGAAAACACUUUUUGGAAAAGUUAGAUCCCUAUUAUUAUUGUUUUUAAACCCAGCGACAGAAACAGCCCCCCCCAGUCUUCCUACCCUAGACUCCCCUCAACUCUCUACCCCCUUUAGCCCAUCCCUGCCCAGAUGCAAGUCUGGGGGCUUGGGAGCCCAGGGGAAGCUGGGAAAAAGUCCAGUCCCGCUUGGGGCGUUUUGGGGAGGCACUAGCCCUGUAAAUAUGUGAGAUAUGUAUGCACAGGCCGGUGGUUAGAGGAAAAGGAGAAAUCCGCUGUGCUGAGGUUAUCUUGGGGGCUUGGGGUUUUCCAUCCUAGAGAAUUUUGUACGCUGCCUAAUCUGAAGAGGAUAUUUUAAUAUGAUUUCCGGAUUUCUGACCGGUCCUAUUUAUUUUCUGGAUGUGUCUGGAACUUCCCCUCCUUCCCUUCCUUCCCCACCCCACACCCUUCCCCCAGUUCUAGAUCUGUUUGUUACAGUUUAAAGUUUAAUUUUAUUAUUUUUAUUAAUUUUUGGAAAGCAUUUUGGUGCAUUCUGUUUGUAUUUUAAUUUCUAAAAUUGUAGACUGGGAAGUUCCCCCCUUUAUAUUU